Molecule: messenger RNA, 6549 nt
Organism: Cebus imitator (Panamanian white-faced capuchin)
Lineage: Eukaryota; Metazoa; Chordata; Mammalia; Primates; Cebidae
Gene: TNRC6B
Product: trinucleotide repeat containing adaptor 6B
Exons: 20
Coding region: 1365-6416 (1683 amino acids)
Biological process (GO): positive regulation of nuclear-transcribed mRNA poly(A) tail shortening; miRNA-mediated post-transcriptional gene silencing
Cellular component (GO): nucleoplasm; P-body
Source: RefSeq, a predicted model, not a curated record
CUACUCAGGAGGUUGAGGCAGAAUUGCUUGAACGCAGGAUGUGGGAGUUGCCCUGAGCCGAGAUGGGGCCACUGCACUCCAGUCUGGGUGACAGAGCGAGACUUCAUCUCAAAACUAAAAAAUAAAAAUAAGAAAAAAGAAGCCAGGUGCAGCGUUUCAGAGGUUAAAGAAACCAAACAUACCCUCUAGUGAAGCCCAAUCUCCUACAAAUGAGAAAACUGGCCAGGCAGGGUAGAUUAGGGACUUACUCGCUUUUAGCACUAAAGUUACACAGCCUGUGAGCUUCAGGGCUGGAGAUGCAAACCGAGCUUGGGUUUCUCCAGUAGUUAGUAAUGGAGAUGCAUAUGGAAAGGAGACGGGAUUAGGAGGGGUGGAAACCAGGUAGGUUUUAAUUUAGUGCCUCGUCUCCCUCAGCUGCAGAGCUACUUCCUGCGUUGGGGGAGGGGAUUAAAGAUGACUCAGACCUGUCCUGGCCCAGAGAAACUCCGUUUGCAAUGCUGUAGCAUAGUUUUUAUUUGGGUUUGCGGGAGGAGGUACUGAAUACACAUACAGGCAAAACAGUAAGUGUAGAGUUCAGAAUUGGGAAACCAGUCCCUCUUCUGCAGCUGUUUAGCUGUGCGAUUUGGGAUAAGUCACUUAACCUUUCCGAAUUGCAGUUCAGUUUAUACUUUUGUGCAUUUCUUUCAGUCUUUUUCUAUGCAUUUUAGGAGCUUCUUAGAGAUCAGUUUUGCCCUAUAUUUCACCUCAGUCUUUCCCAAAACUAAAGCCUCUUGUUUCGUAGAGCGGUGUUUCAGCCCCUUUUACAGAGCAGUUUGCCAGCCUGUGCUUGCCCAAACAUCUAGAGAAUAACUAGCAAGCGAGCCAGGAUAAGAUCCAGGAGCUGUAAGAAUCGUUAGCAACUGAGCAUAUUUCUAUAAACCAAUAAAGGUUUUUCUAUUUUGUUCAUCUGUUACCCUUAUGCUGUUGCCACUUUCACAUGCAGUGUCUGUAGGCGGAGAGUAUGAGAUAACAGCAUUUCACAAAUGAGUGGAAAAGGGCUGCUUCCCCUUUAAGGCAGUUUCAGCUCCAGCUCCCUCCCCUUUCCUGAUUGACAAACCUACCCGAAGUCACAUGAUCUGCCUCUAUUUGAAGGUCACAAAAAGCUGCUUCCUUUAGAGACAGAGGGGGAGAGAGAGAGCAAGAGGGAGAGUGUGUGAGAGAGAGUUAGUUCAAGCCAAAAUGGCCGACAGAGUCUCUGCUGGUUUCUGAAUAUUUAAAAUACAAAAAAACAGAUAGACAAAAAGAAUUCAUUUUUUGGACCUUUUUUCAUUUCCAUUUCUACCUUGUAUGCCUCAAUUUGCUGGAUUUAAGCACUGCUGCACUUUAUGAGAGAGAAGGAGCAAGAAAGGGAAGAACAGUUAAUGGAAGACAAGAAAAGGAAGAAAGAGGAUAAAAAGAAAAAAGAAGCCACUCAGAAGGUCACGGAACAAAAAACCAAAGUGCCCGAAGUGACGAAACCAAGUUUAAGCCAACCAACGGCCGCCAGCCCAAUUGGCAGCUCUCCAUCGCCACCAGUCAAUGGUGGCAACAAUGCCAAAAGGGUGGCAGUGCCGAACGGACAACCGCCAAGCGCCGCCCGCUACAUGCCUCGGGAGGUGCCACCGCGAUUCCGUUGCCAGCAGGACCACAAAGUGUUACUAAAACGUGGGCAGCCCCCUCCACCGUCCUGCAUGCUCCUCGGGGGUGGGGCAGGGCCUCCUCCCUGCACAGCACCUGGAGCAAACCCAAACAACGCACAAGUGACAGGAGCGCUGCUGCAGAGUGAGAGUGGGACUGCGCCAGAGUCAACCCUUGGAGGUGCUGCUGCUUCAAAUUAUGCAAAUUCUACUUGGGGUUCGGGAGCCUCCUCCAACAACAGCACCUCCCCCAACCCAAUUCACAUCUGGGACAAGGUGAUUGUAGACGGGUCUGACAUGGAAGAGUGGCCUUGUAUUGCCAGCAAAGACACUGAAUCUUCUUCCGAAAACACCACCGAUAACAACAGUGCCUCGAACCCUGGCUCUGAGAAGAGCACUCUGCCAGGAAGCACCACUAGUAACAAAGGAAAAGGGAGCCAGUGCCAGUCUGCAAGUUCUGGGAACGAAUGUAAUCUUGGGGUCUGGAAAUCUGACCCUAAGGCUAAAUCUGUUCAAUCUUCCAACUCUACUACAGAGAACAACAAUGGACUAGGAAAUUGGAGGAAUGUGAGUGGUCAGGAUAGAAUUGGACCUGGCUCUGGCUUCAGCAACUUUAACCCAAAUAGCAACCCAUCUGCCUGGCCAGCACUGGUCCAAGAAGGAACUUCUAGGAAAGGGGCAUUGGAAACAGAUAAUAGUAAUUCCAGUGCACAGGUUAGCACAGUAGGUCAGACAUCCAGGGAACAGCAGUCAAAGAUGGAAAAUGCGGGUGUUAAUUUUGUUGUCUCUGGCAGAGAACAGGCUCAAAUUCAUAACACUGAUGGACCAAAAAAUGGAAACACUAACUCCUUGAACUUAAGUUCACCAAACCCCAUGGAGAAUAAGGGAAUGCCCUUUGGAAUGGGCUUGGGGAACACCUCCAGGAGCACUGACGCCCCUUCACAAAGCACUGGAGAUCGAAAGACUGGGAGUGUUGGAUCUUGGGGUGCAGCUAGGGGGCCUUCUGGAACUGACACAGUCUCUGGACAAAGCAAUUCUGGAAACAAUGGGAACAAUGGAAAAGAGAGAGAGGACUCCUGGAAAGGAGCUUCUGUUCAGAAAUCAACUGGGUCAAAAAAUGACUCUUGGGACAACAAUAACAGGUCUACGGGUGGGUCCUGGAACUUUGGCCCCCAGGACUCUAAUGACAACAAAUGGGGUGAAGGGAACAAAAUGACAUCUGGGGUCUCUCAGGGAGAAUGGAAACAGCCGACUGGGUCUGAUGAGUUGAAAAUUGGAGAAUGGAGUGGCCCAAACCAACCAAAUUCUAGCACUGGAGCAUGGGACAAUCAAAAGGGCCACCCCCUCCCUGAAAACCAAGGCAAUGCCCAGGCUCCCUGUUGGGGAAGAUCUUCCAGCUCCACAGGAAGUGAAGUUGGAGGUCAAAGCACUGGAAGCAACCACAAAGCAGGAAGUAGUGACAGUCAUAACUCUGGCCGUCGGUCAUACAGGCCCACACAUCCUGAUUGUCAGGCUGUCUUGCAGACUCUUUUGAGCCGAACUGAUUUGGACCCCAGGGUGCUCUCAAACACCGGCUGGGGCCAAACUCAAAUUAAGCAGGACACAGUGUGGGACAUUGAAGAGGUGCCAAGGCCCGAGGGGAAAUCUGACAAAGGAACUGAGGGGUGGGAGAGCGCUGCCACACAGACCAAGAACUCAGGGGGCUGGGGAGACGCACCCAGCCAAAGCAAUCAAAUGAAGUCUGGAUGGGGGGAGCUCUCAGCCUCUACAGAGUGGAAAGACCCCAAGAACACCGGAGGCUGGAAUGACUACAAGAACAACAACUCUUCUAACUGGGGAGGAGGACGACCUGAUGAAAAGACAUCUUCCUCUUGGAAUGAGAACCCCAGCAAGGAUCAGGGGUGGGGAGGUGGACGCCAGCCCAAUCAAGGAUGGACCUCUGGAAAGAAUGGUUGGGGAGAGGAAGUAGAUCAAGCAAAAAACAGCAAUUGGGAAAGUUCUGCAAGUAAACCUGUGUCUGGGUGGGGUGAAGGAGGGCAGAAUGAAAUCGGAACUUGGGGUAACGGUGGGAAUGCAAGCCUAGCUUCAAAAGGUGGGUGGGAGGAUUGCAAAAGAUCCCCAGCAUGGAAUGAGACAGGCCGACAGCCCAAUUCCUGGAAUAAACAACACCAACAGCAGCAGCCGCCACAGCAGCCACCGCCACCACAACCAGAGGCUUCUGGUUCGUGGGGAGGCCCACCCCCACCACCUCCAGGCAGCGUUCGACCUUCCAAUUCCAGCUGGAGCAGCGGGCCACAGCCUGCAACCCCUAAGGAUGAGGAACCCAGUGGUUGGGAAGAGCCAUCCCCGCAGUCAAUUAGUCGGAAAAUGGACAUUGAUGAUGGCACUUCAGCAUGGGGAGACCCCAACAGUUAUAACUACAAGAAUGUGAAUCUGUGGGAUAAGAAUUCCCAAGGGGGCCCAGCACCUCGGGAACCAAACCUGCCUACCCCAAUGACCAGUAAAUCAGCAUCAGUCUGGAGCAAAAGCACACCACCUGCUCCAGAUAAUGGUACUUCCGCUUGGGGUGAGCCAAAUGAAAGCAGUCCUGGGUGGGGCGAGAUGGAUGAUACAGGAGCAUCGACCACAGGCUGGGGGAACACGCCCGCCAACGCUCCCAAUGCCAUGAAGCCUAAUUCCAAAUCUAUGCAAGACGGCUGGGGGGAGAGUGACGGGCCAGUCACAGGAACUCGCCAUCCCAGCUGGGAAGAGGAGGAGGAUGGAGGAGUCUGGAACACCGCUGGCUCUCAGGGCAGUGCUUCCUCCCACAACUCGGCAAGCUGGGGACAAGGAGGAAAGAAACAAAUGAAGUGCUCACUUAAAGGAGGAAACAGUGAUUCAUGGAUGAAUCCUCUUGCCAAACAGUUUUCAAAUAUGGGAUUGCUGAGUCAGACUGAAGAUAAUCCAAGCAGCAAAAUGGAUUUGUCUGUCGGAAGCCUUUCAGAUAAAAAGUUUGAUGUGGACAAGCGAGCGAUGAAUCUCGGGGAUUUUAAUGAUAUCAUGAGGAAGGAUCGAUCUGGGUUCCGUCCACCUAAUUCCAAAGACAUGGGAACCACAGAUAGUGGGCCUUAUUUUGAGAAGCUGACUUUGCCUUUCUCCAAUCAAGAUGGGUGCCUUGGGGAUGAGGCUCCCUGCUCUCCCUUCUCCCCUUCUCCCAGCUACAAGCUGUCUCCCUCUGGUUCCACACUACCCAACGUCAGCCUUGGAGCAAUCGGCACAGGGCUCAACCCCCAAAACUUCGCUGCUAGACAAGGCGGUAGUCAUGGUUUGUUUGGAAACAGCACAGCACAAUCGAGAGGUCUGCACACACCAGUGCAGCCACUAAAUUCUUCUCCCAGUCUCCGGGCGCAAGUGCCUCCCCAGUUUAUUUCCCCCCAGGUUUCUGCCUCAAUGCUCAAGCAGUUUCCCAGCAGUGGCCUGAGUCCAGGUCUUUUCAAUGUGGGGCCCCAGUUAUCUCCUCAACAAAUUGCCAUGCUGAGCCAGCUUCCACAAAUUCCCCAGUUUCAGUUGGCAUGUCAGCUUCUCUUGCAACAGCAGCAACAGCAGCAGUUGUUACAGAACCAGAGAAAGAUUUCUCAAGCUGUACGCCAACAGCAAGAGCAGCAGCUGGCUCGAAUGGUGAGUGCACUGCAGCAGCAGCAGCAGCAGCAGAGGCAGCCAGGCAUGAAGCACUCGCCCUCUCAUCCCGUCGGGCCCAAGCCGCAUCUGGACAACAUGGUACCCAACGCAUUGAAUGUGGGGCUCCCAGACCUUCAAACCAAAGGGCCAAUACCUGGAUAUGGUUCUGGCUUCAGCUCUGGCGGCAUGGACUAUGGCAUGGUUGGUGGGAAGGAGGCUGGAACUGAGUCUCGCUUUAAACAGUGGACCUCCAUGAUGGAGGGGCUGCCCUCUGUAGCCACACAGGAAGCCAAUAUGCACAAAAAUGGCGCUAUAGUGGCCCCUGGUAAGACCCGGGGAGGGUCACCGUACAACCAGUUUGAUAUCAUCCCUGGUGACACACUGGGUGGCCAUACGGGUCCUGCUGGUGAUAGCUGGUUACCUGCCAAAUCUCCACCAACAAAUAAAAUCGGAAGUAAAUCCAGCAAUGCCAGUUGGCCUCCAGAAUUCCAACCAGGAGUGCCAUGGAAAGGUAUCCAAAACAUUGACCCUGAAUCUGACCCCUAUGUCACCCCAGGAAGUGUGCUGGGGGGCACAGCCACAUCUCCCAUUGUAGAUACUGACCACCAACUGCUGCGGGACAACACCACAGGGUCUAAUUCUUCCCUCAACACCUCGCUGCCUUCACCUGGUGCCUGGCCCUACAGUGCCUCUGACAAUUCCUUUACCAACGUUCAUAGCACUUCAGCAAAGUUCCCUGAUUACAAAUCAACAUGGUCCCCAGAUCCCAUAGGACACAAUCCCACUCAUCUCUCCAACAAGAUGUGGAAAAACCAUAUUUCCUCCAGGAACACUACACCGCUGCCCCGCCCACCUCCUGGUCUGACCAACCCCAAACCAUCAUCUCCCUGGAGCAGCACAGCACCCCGAUCAGUCAGGGGGUGGGGGACACAGGACUCGCGGCUCGCCUCGGGUGAGGAGGAUCUGCCUAAAGGAGCACCAUUGUCCAUCCACAAGGGGCUUAUGUUAACACAGAUGGUGAAGACACCAAGAGGUCUUCCCAAGAGAGGAAGUCAUGGUUGUCUGGUUUUUCUUCUGAUAGAGGAGAAGCUACCUCUUGAGUGAAAGUCGUAGUCAGUAUAAGGCAAAGGGACCCAACAACUCCCAAGGGACAGAUGGAGUAAAAUGAGUGAGUAAAAAUGGCAGAGUGGGGCCGGGCGCGGUGGCUCAAGCCUGUAAUCCCAGCACUUUGGGAGGC